UUAAAUAAAGUAGUAGUCUAGUGACGUCAUCGCUGUGCGCCUCGUGUGUAGCGUCGAAACUUAGCACGUCAGUUGCUUCAUGUUGCCGGCUCGUUUGUCAAACUCAGGACCAAUUAUGGAACUUCUAUGCGGACCGUUGGGUGUUGUAGCAGGACUGGGCUGUGGGCUCCUCAUUGGGUGGCACCUGCGGGGACGCUUUGGCUCCGUUUCCAAAAGCCUUGCCGGGACAGAAGCGGGAAACAACGCGUGUGAGUCAAGCGUGAUGGGAGAAGGUGGAGAGUUCAAGAUGAUUCUGGUUGUUCGAAAUGACCUGAAGAUGGGCAAAGGCAAAGUUGCUGCCCAGUGUUCCCAUGCUGCAGUUUCUGCCUACAAACAGGUCCAGCGUAGGAACCCCGAACUCCUCAAACAGUGGGAGUACUGCGGUCAGCCUAAAGUGGUCGUAAAGGCCCCUGAUGAGAACACCCUGAUUGACCUGCUGAGCCAUGCCAAAGAUGUGGGACUUCCUGUCAGUCUGAUCCAGGAUGCAGGAAGGACACAAGUAGUGCCUGGCUCACGUACUGUGCUUGGCAUUGGUCCGGGUCCAUCUGAUUUGAUAGAUGAUGUUACUGGAGACUUGAAGCUCUACUAGUGUGUCAGCAAAUAUCUGUUGGACUAUCUGUCCAAUGCAAAAACACAGCUUACCAGGAGUUAUACUGUAAUGUCUGAAUCCUGGAGUCCAAUGGAAUCCAAUGAUUUAGUAAAAACAGCUUAAUAUGUC
Cynoglossus semilaevis (tongue sole) is the source of this 757-nucleotide messenger RNA. It is a transcript of the gene ptrh2, whose product is annotated as peptidyl-tRNA hydrolase 2. The transcript has 2 exons. Lineage: Eukaryota; Metazoa; Chordata; Actinopteri; Pleuronectiformes; Cynoglossidae. Gene Ontology annotation, molecular function: peptidyl-tRNA hydrolase activity. Gene Ontology annotation, biological process: positive regulation of anoikis; negative regulation of anoikis. The record is from RefSeq and is a predicted model, not a curated record. Gene Ontology annotation, cellular component: cytosol. Bases 80 to 628 code for a protein of 182 amino acids.